Monosiga brevicollis MX1 is the source of this 768-nucleotide messenger RNA. RefSeq lists its product as uncharacterized. Gene Ontology annotation, biological process: response to metal ion; phytochelatin biosynthetic process; detoxification of copper ion. The transcript has 2 exons. Gene Ontology annotation, molecular function: metal ion binding; glutathione gamma-glutamylcysteinyltransferase activity. The coding region runs from base 1 to 768 and encodes 255 amino acids. Lineage: Eukaryota; Choanoflagellata; Craspedida; Salpingoecidae. The record is from RefSeq and is a predicted model, not a curated record.
AUGGCGGGCGCAGCAGUCGUGUGGUUGGCAGUAGCAGCGCUCGUGGCGCCCAUUGUGGGGCUGCCGCAGCUUCCUCAUGGGGAGCGGGCGCGGCGAGAGAUGCCUUUGCCGCCCGAGCUGAUUGCCAGCAACAGCAGCGCUGGUGUGCAGCUGUUGUUGAGCGCGCAGGCGCAGGGGUACGCCGAGCCCUUUUGGCAACUCAGCAUGACCUACACCACUCAACAGAACCAGGCAUACUGCUCGGUCGCAUCGAGUGCCAUGAGCCUCAAUGCCCUGGGCGUCCCGGCCCCCGUCGACGCCGUCUAUUCACCCUACAACUAUUUCACCCAGAGCGACGUCUUUACCCCUUGUGCCGUGAAUCAGAACAUUACAGAGGCUUACGUCGCCACCCACGGCCUGACCUUGGCGCAAGCCCAUGCCCUGCUCGCCUGUUUCCCGGCCGUUGAUGCCCAGCUCCACCAUGCGGGACAGGCCGGCGCUGACCUCGCCGCCUUUUCCCGUGAUCUCAAUGCCACCAGUCAGGGCACCCAUGCGCUCAUCAUCAUCAACUUUUUGCGCACGGGCAUGCACCAAGAAGGCGGUGGCCACUUUAGCCCCCUCGCCGCCUACGAUCCCGUCUCGGACCGCAUCCUCGUCCUUGACGUCGCCCGCUACAAGUAUCCAAGCUUCUGGGCCACUCGCCAGGACGUUUUCAAUGCCAUGAACACGAUUGACAGCUCGUCUCAGCAAACACGAGGCUGGAUCGUCUUGCGUCAAGCCAACAACUAG